AUGUCUGCUGCUCGAAUUUACAUCGGUCGGCUGACCAGUCGCGUCUCGGAGAGCGACAUCGAGCACUUCUUCCGCGGAUACGGUCGUAUUCGCGACAUUCUACUCAAGAACGGAUUUGGAUUCGUUGUAAGUCGCAAAUUUUUGCAGAAAAUGCCAAAAAUAGCUAAAAUUCUCGCGAUUCAGGAGUUUGACGACAAGCGCGACGCUGAAGAUGCGGUAUACGAUUUGAACGGAAAAGAGUUGGGCGGCGAACGCGUCAUACUCGACUAUUCGAAGCCACGUGGCGGCGGAUUCGGAGGACGCGGCGGCGGGCGUGUCAGUACGUACGGAAGCGGAGGUGGUGGACGUGGAGGCGAUCGUGGUAGCGAUCGUGGGCCGCCGAGAAGAGAGAGGUAAGCGUUGUCAUCAGUUUCAGGGGCUCCGGAACUUUUUAAGGUUUUUUUAAAGAUUCUGAGAGCUUCUAGAAGUAUCAGCUGGCUUCAUAGGCUUCUAGGCACUUCAUAGGUCUUCAAAAACGUUGUACCCUGCUCUAGGGCCGGUUUCUGUAAACACUGCUUGAGUUUCACAUCUUUUAGCUCAAUUUCUCCCAGUUUCAGCCGCUACGGACGUCCGUACAGCACUCGUCAUCGUGUUCUCGUCGAGAACCUCUCGUCUCGCAUAUCGUGGCAGGUUAGUAACGGACGGGCGGGGAUAUAGGGGAAAAGCUGAUUGGUCGGAAGCCGCCGCCAAAAUUGCGAGUGCGAAAUGGACAGGAAAACGACUGUGCCUUUCCUAAUCUUGUCUCAUUUAAGCUUGUGGUAUGAGAAACUCUGGAGAGGAUUCUGAUGAUCAGGAUGUGAUGAUGAUGGUGGUUAUCCUGAGACUGAUGAUCAUUUCUUGAUGAUGAUGAUGACGGACGGAUGGUCGUUCUGGCGCGUAGUGUGUUGAUCGGCUCCUCCUCCUACUCGCGGGCGUGCUCUUCCUGCUUUGUGUUGAUCUGUGGUCCUCCUUCUCCUCCUCCUGUUCACACUUCUCGUACUCGGGUGGCGUUCGUUUUGAUGUUGCGUAGGGCAGCUGCGAAUCAACGCCGACGAUCGUUGCACUCGGUAAUCCAGACGACACAUCAAAUGCACCGUUAACAUUGAGAAUUUCUUAAUGAAAAGUGUAAAAUUUGGGUUUCAGGACCUCAAGGAUCAAGUCCGUCGUCAUGGAGUCGAGCCGACGUAUGCCGAGGCGCACAAGAAACCGAAUGAGGCGUGAGUUUCGAUUUUCAUAGUUUUCCCACUUUGUUUUUCGUUUUUCAGUCUUUUGUGCUUCGCCUCCACUUCGGACCUGAAACGAUGCAUCGAGAAGUGCGACGGGAUGGAUCUGAACGGUCGCAAGAUCAAGAUGCUCGACGACUCGCAAGCUGGAGGUGGUCGCUCGCACUCUCGCUCGGGAAGUCGCUCGCGCAGCCGUUCCCGCAGCCGUGACCGUCGUCGUUCUCGCUCCAGAAGCCAUUCGAGCCGUCGUUCGAGCAGAUCGAAGAGCCGCUCCAAGAGCCGUUCGAAGAGUCGUUCAAAGAGCCGCUCGCCGAAGCGCGUCAAGAGAGAGACCAAGUCGAGAUCUCGGUCCAACUCGAGAAGUCGCUCGCGUAGCGCCGACAGGUGAGACUCGUCGCAGGACAAUUAGACUUAUUUUGAUAGGAAAAUUUUCAGAAAGUCACGAACGGCGAGUCGAAGCCCGAAGAAGGAGUCUCCGUCGCCACGCCGUCGCACUCGUUCGCCUUCUGAAGCGGGCUCUGCGAAGCACUCGAGAAGCGCGUCGCCGAUGGAGCACGGAGAGGGCGACAAAUGA
This is a messenger RNA of Caenorhabditis sp. 36 PRJEB53466, 1815 nucleotides long. NCBI's taxonomy places the organism in Eukaryota, Metazoa, Nematoda, Chromadorea, Rhabditida, Rhabditidae. The record is from the annotation of a GenBank genome assembly.